Osmerus eperlanus (European smelt) is the source of this 7585-nucleotide messenger RNA. RefSeq names its product neurexin-3b-like. The record is from RefSeq and is a predicted model, not a curated record. NCBI's taxonomy places the organism in Eukaryota, Metazoa, Chordata, Actinopteri, Osmeriformes, Osmeridae.
GAGCGCGUUCACAGAGACAGGGACCCGGGACUGCUGUUCUCUAGCGCGCCUCUCCGCGAAUAACCUUUCCGUCCCCUCAGAGCCAGCAUCCCUCACCACACAUAAAUCGUCUUUCUGAUAGAACAAGAACAUCGACGUUCGAGCCUUUUUACCCAAGAUUACUCUAUCUGGAUUGACAUUAGCAAAAGAAAGAUUCACCAUCUGCGAGGCUGCGGUUGGAUGAGCAGACACCAUGGGACGUGGACUUGAACCUGCAGGCAAGAUGGAGGCUGUGAGCUGCACACCAGGAAGUCGCUUCAAAGGAAACACUUCCAAGGGUCCUCGCAAUCACUGACAGAACACAACAAGGAUCGCUUUGGCUAAAAGUUUCAGCCAAUCCUCAUUUGCGGGAAAUUAGGAUAUUUCUUCACAGCUCAAUGCACAGACUUUGAGUGGAAAAUCAGCAUUUGUUUGUCGUAUGUCUCUAAAUAGUACCCGUCUCAUCAACUUGAGCAAACAUACAAUUUAUAUUGCUCUCAAAACGAUACUAUGCUUUGGUCCAGACUACAAAAUCACAUUUGUGGAAUAUACCUGAGCUGAGUCUUUAAGUAUUGUCAUAAACCUGAUGAUAUCGUCCCUCUGAAGAUAUCUCACCACUGACCCCUAACUGCCGUUUUUCUACCAUGAAUCCCACUAAAGUUCCCCAGCGUGUGCUGCUUGUGCUUGGUCUCCUACUUGGGGCAUCCAGGGGUCUGGAGUUCCCCGGCUCAGAGGGCCAGUGGGCCCGGUACCUUCGCUGGGACGCCAGCACCAGAAGUGACCUCACCUUUCAGUUCAAAACCGACGCAAGUGACGCCCUGGUUCUCUACUUUGACGACGGUGGCUACUGCGACUUCCUGCUCAUGACAGUGACCGAGGGCAAGCUGCAGCUGCGCUUCAGCGUGGACUGCGCCGAGACCACGGUCACUUCCGACAAGAUGGUGAACGACAGUCGCUGGCACUUCGCCACUGUCAGCCGGCACAACUUGCGAACUGUGUUGGCGCUGGACGGGCAGACGAAGGCAGAUGAGGUGCGGCCUCAGCGGCAGUUCAUGAAGAUCGUCAGCGACCUGUUCCUCGGAGGCCUUCCUGGGGACAUCCGCUCCUCUGCCAUCACGCUGCCCUCUAUCAGGGAUCUGCCUCCGUUCAGGGGAGUUAUCACCGAUCUGGUUUACGGCAACAAGGUUCCGACGCUCGUCGACAGUCAGAAGGUCCGUCUGGAGAUGAUGGGUCUGUGCACGGAGAACCCCUGCGAGAACGGAGGCAGCUGUUCGCUGGCGGAUGGAGAACCGUUCUGCGAUUGUUCCAAAACCGGAUAUGCAGGUCGAUACUGCACAGAAGCGGUAAUCCAGAGGAAACCAGGGUUGGCACAUCUGAAGGCUGAGCAAGCGAGGGAGGAGAACGUGGCCACGUUCCGAGGCUCGGAGUACUUCUGCUACGACCUCUCCCAGAACCCCAUCCAGAGCAGCAGCGACGAGAUCACGCUGUCCUUCAAGACCUGGCAGAGGAACGGUCUGCUGCUGCACACGGGGAAGUCGGCCGACUACGUCAACCUGGCGCUGAAGGACGGGGCCGUGUCGCUCGUCAUCAACCUGGGCUCCGGGGCCUUCGAGGCCAUCGUGGAGCCCGUCAACGGGAAGUUUAACGACAACGCCUGGCACGACAUCAAGGUCACGCGCAACCUGAGACAGCAAUCUGGCAUUGGACACGCUAUGGUGACCAUCUCCGUGGACGGGAUCCUGACCACCACCGGCUACACCCAGGAGGACUACACCAUGCUGGGCUCAGAUGACUUCUUCUAUGUGGGGGGCAGCCCCAGCACGGCCGACCUGCCUGGAUCCCCCGUCAGCAACAACUUCAUGGGCUGUCUGAAAGAGGUGGUCUACAAGAACAACGACAUCCGCCUGGAGCUUUCCCGCCUUGCCCGCAUUGUGGACCCCAAGAUGAAGCUGCAGGGGGGUGUGGUGUUCAAGUGCGAGAACGUGCCGACCCUUGACCCCAUCAGCUUCGAGACCCCCGACUCCUACCUCAGCCUCCCCAAGUGGAACACCAAGCGAGUUGGCUCCAUCUCCUUCGACUUCCGCACCUCCGAGCCCAACGGCCUGAUCCUGUUCACUCACGGCAAGCCCCAGGACCGCAGGGACGCGCGCGGCCAGAAGAACAACAAGGUGGACUUCUUUGCGGUGGAGCUGCUGGACGGAAACUUGUAUCUCCUGCUGGACAUGGGCUCUGGGACUAUCAAGGUCAAGGCCACCCUGAACAAGGUCAACGACGGGACCUGGCAUCAUGUGGACAUACAGAGAGAUGGGCGUUCAGGCAUCAUAUCGGUGAACAGCCGGCGGACUCCCUUCACGGCCAACGGGGAGAAUGAGAUCCUGGACCUGGAGGGGGAGCUGUACCUGGGUGGUCUCCCUGACAACCGCCUGGGCCUGGGGCUUCCCACCGAGCUGUGGUCUGCCAUGCUCAACUACGGCUACGUGGGCUGCAUCAGGGACCUGUUCAUCGACGGCCGCAGCAAGGACAUCAAGGCCAUUGCUGAGUCCCAGAGCCAGGGCGGGGCCGGCGGGGCUGCUGCGGGCAUCCGGGCGUCCUGCAGCAAGAUGACGGGGAAGCAGUGCGACAGCAGCCCCUGUAAGAACAACGGGGCCUGUAAGGAGGGCUGGAACCGCUUCAUCUGUGACUGCACUGGGACCGGAUACUGGGACAAGACCUGCGAGAGAGAGGCGUCCAUCCUGUCGUUCGACGGCAGCAUGUACAUGAAGGUGGUGAUGCCCAGCGUGAUGCACACGGAGGCCGAGGACGUGUCGCUGCGCUUCAUGUCCCAGCGUGCCUUUGGCCUGCUCAUGGCGGCCACGUCCCGCGACUCGGCCGACACGCUGCGUCUGGAGCUGGACAGCGGCCGGGUCAAGCUGACGGUCAACCUAGACUGUGUCAGGAUAAACUGUAACACCAGUAAGGGCCCUGAGGUGCUCUACGCCGGGCAGAAGACCAACGACAACGAAUGGCACUCGGUGCGCGUCAUCCGCCGCGGGAAAAACUUCAAGCUGACCGUGGACGAGGACAUGGCAGAAGGUCAGAUGGCAGGUGACCACACCCGUCUGGAGUUCCACAACGUGGAGACAGGAAUCCUGACGGAGAGGAGAUUUGUUUCCUCCGCCCCUUCCUCCUUCAUAGGACACCUACAGGGUCUGAAGUUCAACGGCAUGCUCUAUAUCGACAUGUGCAAGAACGGAGACAUUGACUUCUGCGAGCUCAACGCCCGCUUUGGCAUGCGCUCCAUCAUCGCCGACCCGGUGACCUUCAAGACGAAGGGCAGCUACCUGGGCCUGCCCACGCUGCAGGCCUACUCCACCAUGCACCUGUUCUUCCAGUUCAAGACCACCUCGUCCGACGGGUUCAUCCUGUUCAACAGCGGGGACGGCAACGACUUCAUCGCCGUGGAGCUGGUGAAGGGGUUCAUCCACUACGUGUUUGACCUUGGUAACGGGCCCAGUCUUCUGAAGGGGAACAGUGACAACCAGCUGAACGAUAACCAGUGGCACAACGUGGUGAUCACACGCGACGCCACCAACACGCACACGCUGAAGGUGGACUCCAAGUCCGUGACCCAGAACGUCAACGGAGCCAAGAACCUGGACCUCAAAGGUGACCUGUUUGUGGGCGGUCUGGGCCCCAACAUGUACCAGUCCCUUCCCAAGCUGGUGGUGUCGAGGGAGGGCUUCCAGGGCUGCCUGGCCUCUGUCGACCUCAACGGUCGCCUCCCCGACCUCAUCAACGACGCGCUCUUCCGCAGCGGCCAGAUCGAGCGAGGCUGCGAAGUUGGUUUCACCAAAGCUGACCUGCAAGGACCCAGCACCACUUGUCAGGAGGACUCUUGUGCCAACAUGGGCGUCUGCAUCCAGCUGUGGGAGAACUUCACCUGUGACUGCACCAUGACCUCCUACACAGGGACCCAGUGCAACGACCCGGGUACCACUUACAUCUUUGGGAAGGGCGGGGGCCUGAUCACCUACACCUGGCCCAACAACGAGCGUCCGAGCACCAGGACUGACCGCCUGGCGGUGGGCUUCAGCACCACCAUCACCGACGGCAUCCUGGUCCGCAUUGACAGCGCCCCGCGUCUCGGAGACUACAUCAUGCUUCACAUCGACCAAGGCAAGGUGGGGGUGACGUUCAACAUCGGCACGGUGGACAUCAGUGUGAAGGAGCUCACCACCGAUAUCAACGACGGCAAGUACCACCUGGCCCGCUUCACCAGGAACGGGGGCAACGCCACACUGCAGGUGGACAACUGGCCAAUCAACGAGCACUUCCCCACAGCUCACAGCGACAUUGAGCGCUAUCAAAUGGCAAACAAGAAAAUCCCGUUCAAAUACACCCGGCCGGUAGAGGACUGGCUCCAGGAGAAAGGACGUCAGCUGACCAUCUUCAACACCCAGGCUACCAUCUCCAUCGGGGGAAACGACCGCAAGCGCCCAUAUCAGGGCCAGCUGUCCGGCCUGUACUACAACGGUCUGAAGGUGCUCAACAUGGCGGCCGAGGGGCAUGCCAACAUCAAGAUCAACGGCAGCGUGCGUCUGGUGGGUGACGUGCCCGUCAGCCGGGGGGCAGCGAGGACCACCACCUCCGUCCCCCCGGAGAUGUCCACCACCUUCAUCGAGACCACCACCACCUUAUCCACCACCACCACCCGCAAGCAACGCUCCCCACCCACCAUCCAGACGACGGACGACAUUGUGUCUUCAGCAGAGUGCUCCAGUGACGACGAGGACCUGGAGGAGUGUGACUCUGGACAUGCAGGAGGGGAGUUAGUGAUCCCCAUACUGGUAGAGGACCCCCUAGACACCCCUCCCGUCUCCCAACCCUCCCCCUUCAUCCCCCUCCCUCCUACCCUCCGCCCCGUCCUCACCAUUAUCGAGAUCACCCAAGAGUCCCUGCCACUGGCCACUGAGGCGGGGCUACCUUGCUUGUCGGACCGAGGCAGCGAUGAUUGUGAUGGUGGUGGUGGUGAUGAUGAUGAUGAUGAUGGCAUGGUGAUUUCGGGGUUUGGCUCUGGUGAAGCUUUCGACUCUAGCCUGCCCCCGACUGACGAUGAGGAUUUUUUCACCACCUUCUCCCUGGUAACAGAUAAGAUCUUGACCACGUCGGCCUAUGAAGGAGGCUACAAAGCUCUCGCACCCAAGUGGGAGGCCAAGGACUUGAGGCCUAGCAAAGCCUCAGAGGCGGGUAGGACUACCCCCGCCCUGCCUCUGCCUGAUCCCAGGGGCACCGUGGUGGCGCCAGUCCCCUCAGACACGCCGCCCAAGUUGCCCGCCGGUAAAAUGAACAACCGCGAGGUGAAGCCCCUCCAGCCGGACAUAGUCCUGCUACCCCUCCCCACGUCCCCCGACCUGGAGGGCACCAGGCCGCGGGGGCCCCUCGUCACCUCGCCCAUGCUCCGCACCGUGCCUGCCGCCCUACCCACCGUGCCUGGCGUACGGCGGGUGCCCCCGGGCGCCUCCGAGGUGAUCCGGGAGUCGAGCAGCACCACGGGCAUGGUGGUGGGCAUCGUGGCAGCGGCCGCGCUCUGCAUCCUCAUCCUCCUCUACGCCAUGUACAAGUACAGGAACAGGGACGAGGGCUCCUACCAGGUGGACGAGACGAGGAAUUACAUCAGCAACUCAGCGCAGACCAACGGCGCAGUGGUGAAGGACAAGGCGCUGACCGCGGCCAAGGGCACCAGUGCCAAGCGACCAAAAGACAAGGACAAGGAGUAUUACGUGUAGGGAGAAUAUAAAGGUCCAUCAUUCCCAACAACGUUUUAAAAAAAUUAUGUAACGAAACUGGUUGGAAUUUAAAAACAAACUGUUGACAGUACCAUAUUGGGAGCUGCGAUUUCAAACCGGGGGAGGGACUCCUCUGUGAACUCAAUGAGUCGUCGAACAUUUUCAAACGUAACUGUGACUUGUUGAAACUUACUUGCUGAGGUGACUGUGACAAAGUAGCUGAUAGGGACGAUGCAGAGAUGUCCCGCCUGACCCAGUGACGUAGUCCAAACGACAGUGUAAGAUAUUUCAAUGGUCACACGGCUGCCCCAGAGACUGUUGGGAGGUGUGUGAUUGUUGGCGUAAACAACCGUGUCCGUUGUAAACCCUGUAAAAUACGACCACCAUCAUUUUGGCCAUUUCUGCGCUUGCAUGUGAGUUGUAUGUGACGUGCAGGCAUUUGUGUAAGUGAGGGACCUGAAGAAUUAUGAUUGUCAGAAAAAUGGAAAGACUAAAACUUAAGUGUCCAAAGGAAGGCUUUUCAGUACGUGUUGCCAGUGACGGUGUGAGGUAAGCUGUUCGUUGACAUGAUGUCUUUCUUCGAUCGAGGCAGAGAGAGGGAUGAGACUUUGUCGCUGCUGUCCACACAGUGCUCAACAAAUGCUCAGAGAGGCAAAAUAGCAAUGUAUCUCAAUUUGUCUUUAUUUUUCCUCCCGAUCUCACAUACAGAUUUGAUUGCUAUGCAUGACGUCCAAAUUCUAGGUGGUGCUCAACCAUGCUGGAGAGGAUUCGCAAAAUGCAACAUUGUUUUAUAUUGAACUUUAGAUUCCCGUUAUAAAAUUUGCUUUCUCAGUUUUCCCCAAAGACCUCCAGUUUUAGCCAUUUAUUACGUCCUGUUGGUCCCAUUUUCCCAUCUCUGGAUCUCACUGACAGAUACUACAUCAUCAUUUCUGGAGGUCUGCUACAGUAUUGAGACCAGGAGGCAGAGUAUUCACCCCGGAAUGAGGAUAUUGUGAAUUGUAUCUGUUGUCACAGUCAACUGUGUCGAAAACAACAAAUAUGUUUACAUAUUUUAUUACAUCAUUAGCCGUUGUAAUUUGCCGCUCAAUAUUGUACAUAACAUUUGAGUUUCCGUUGUUAUUUUUUAUUUAUUGUACAGACACUCAUUUAGUGGUGUAGUACACGGCAGAAAUCAAACCUUUGUUGUUGGGAGAAGCUGGGUUAGAGCGUUGUACGUAUUUGCAUAUUUUAUAAAAGACAGGAGGAACAUGUUUUAGGUUAGAAAAUCUAGUCUUUCUGGAUGGUGUUUCUUCGCAUGGAUAUGUGACUACCGGGAGUUGUCAAUGAACUAGAAAACACCCCUCCCAAAUAAUGUAUUAGGGACUCCUUGAUUCUUGAUUACUUUAUUGUAAUUCUUUUUCAUUUGAGAUCAAUUGACAAGGAAAAUAAAGAUGCUGAAGGAUUUGGAGACCCAUAGCUGGCACCUUACUGACAUACAGGUGUGGUUUAGUUUUUUUAAUUGUGAAGUCUAUGUUUCUCUCUCUGUUUUUGAAUGUUAUUUUACAUUUGUGUUUCUCUGUUGCGUGUGCAGGUUCAUUUACAAUUUUCUCAUUUUCUGACAGUUUGUGGCUGGAAGUUUUUUUAUUAUUUAUUACACAAAUUAUUUAUCUGUUACUUUUUCAUUUUGCGUUCAUAGCAAACCUCAAGUCCAGUGUGUACAUUAAUUUAUUUUUCGUGUUGUAAACGCUUUUUAAAUAAUUUAAUUACUGUUUUUGCUCCUUUGACUCCAGACAAUUCCCAGCAAUAAAAUGUUCUCCCCAAAG